This is a messenger RNA of Fusarium venenatum, 939 nucleotides long. The record is from RefSeq and is a predicted model, not a curated record. Lineage: Eukaryota; Fungi; Ascomycota; Sordariomycetes; Hypocreales; Nectriaceae.
AUGGUCUCUAAAGGACCUACAGCUACAGGGCUUACCGGCAUUAGGGACCUUUAUAGGCCCUAUAACCGGUGCCUUGAUGACCUGUGGGGGGAAGCUGAUACCCUUAUAAAGGAGGCUAUCCUAGCUAUAGCAGCUAGAUCCCCUAGUGAGAUCCCUAAGGAGCCUAACCCGGCCCUUAUAGCCCUACCUACCCGGGAGGGAGGUCUAGGAAUUCCCCUACACAAGGAGCUAGCCCCACAGCUAUAUCAGGCAGCUAUAGAAGCAUCUCAACCUACCCUAGCUAGGAUUAGGGCGGCAGCUACAGGGGAUCCCCCCCCGAUAGCCCCUAUAGCCCCUAGAGGACCUACUGCUAAGGAAGUCCUUAUAGAGGCUAAUAAGGCGAAGCUAGGCUCCUUCCUACAGGACCUACCUACCCUAUACCAGCAGGCUAGGGUAGAAAACGCUAGCUACCUAGGCCCUAGGCACGAUACCGUGGUUAGAGCCUUCUAUAACGCCUUAGCUACAGAGCCUACCCUAGAGGUCCAGAAGGAACCCUUAGUGGAUAAGGCUACUAGCUUACGGGCUGAUAUAGCGGUUACUAUAGGGAAUAGCCGCUACUUCUACGAUGUUCAGAUCGUAGCUAUAGCUAAGGAUUCAGCUAGGUCAGACCCUUACGAGACCCUUAGAGAGGCUGCAGAGGAAAAACGCCGGAAAUACAGGACCCUAGGGGCCUUUUUUCAGCCUAUUAUUAUCUCUUCAGGGGGCCUUAUGGAGCUAGAGACCGCCAAGACCUACCGGAAAUUACAGGACCUUGUAGGGCCUGUAGCAGCUGCACAGCUUGAUUCCUCUAUUGCUCUAGCUCUUACAAGGACCCGGGCUAUCUCGGCUGCCUCUAUUAGUAAGGAAGCCCCUAGAGGGAUAGCUAGUUCCCUCUGGAACCCCUCUAGAAGAGACCCCUAA